Molecule: messenger RNA, 3120 nt
Organism: Felis catus (domestic cat)
Lineage: Eukaryota; Metazoa; Chordata; Mammalia; Carnivora; Felidae
Gene: KDM8
Product: lysine demethylase 8
Exons: 6
Coding region: 87-1199 (370 amino acids)
Cellular component (GO): nucleus
Molecular function (GO): histone H3K36 demethylase activity
Source: RefSeq, a predicted model, not a curated record
CUCGCGCGUGCGCCUUGGAAAUCCCCAAGUAGAGAAAUUGGGACGGGAAUGGGGAGGGGGAAAAAAAAAAAAAAAAGAGGCGGUGCAUGCGCCCUGAGAACGCAGCGCCAACUCUCCUGCACGUCGCGGGUAGGAGUACCGUCGUCACGACCCGGCCGGCAGAGGGCCCCAUGGCCGAGGGCGACCGGGAGCCCCUGGCUGGAGCCGGCACCCUCCGGGAGGCACUCAGGGCGCUCCUGCCCCCCACUAAAGAGGAGCUGACGCUGCAGCUCGGGGAGAGGGUGGAGCGCAGCGUUGUGCGGCUGCUGCAGGAAGCGGUCGAGCUGUUCUGCGGCGGCCGUGGGGGCGAGUGUCUGCAGGCCAGCGAGGCCAUCCUGGACUACUCCUGGGAGAAACUCAACACGGGCCCGUGGCGCGACGUGCACAGAGACUGGCGCCGCGUGUACGCCUUCGGCUGCCUCCUGAAGGCCGUGUGUCUGUGCGAGGAGCCCGGGGACGCCGGCGCCGUGGCCGCAGCCCUGAGAGUCUGCGACAUGGGUCUGCUGAUGGGGGCGGCCAUCCUCGGGGACAUCCUCACUAAAGUCGCGGCCGUCCUGCAGGCGCACCUCCCCUCGGGAAAGAGGCCCGCCCCGGGCCCGGCCCAGGAGCAGCCCCACGAGAAGAAGAGGAGCCUGAGGCCCCAAGACACUACCUUGCUCAGGUCACUCAGUUGGGAGGUGGCUGGGAAAUUCCGGCACAGCCCCUCAGAAGACAUCGCGGGGACUGAGUGGCAACGUGGAAACGUGGCUCAUUCGUCCUGCAUAUUCCUGCGGAAAGCGAGGCACGACCGUGUUUGGAUUCCAGACGUGAGGUCUGAGAGAACGGUGCCCCGGCUCCGCUGCCCAUCCCUCCAGCACUUCCGGAAGCAUUUUCUGGUUCCGGGGAGGCCUGUGAUCCUGGAAGGCGUGGCCGACCAGUGGCCGUGCAUGAAGAAGUGGAGCUUGGAGUACAUCCAGGACGUCGCCGGCUGCCGGACUGUCCCGGUGGAGGUUGGUUCCAGGUACACUGACGAGGAGUGGUCCCAGACGCUCAUGACGGUCAACGAGUUCAUCAGCAAGUACAUCAGGGAUGAGAACAUUCUCAUUACUCCCAAAGAACCGGUAGCCAUGAACAGUCAUUUCACCUUCGGCCCUCCCACCCCGUCCUCAGACGGCCACUAGCCUGCUUCCUGUUUCUGUGGGUCUCCCAAUUCUGGACAUUUCAUAGAAAUGGAAUCGUAUCAAACGUGGGCGUCUGUGGCCACUUCCGCUCGGCAGAGUGCCGUCUGGGUUCGUCUACGCCGUGGCCCGCCGUCAGUCCCUCGUCCCUGGCUGUGCCCAGUACCCUUCUGUUGCAUGGAGACCCCACGUUGCGUUCUGGCAUCGGCUGACAGCCGUUCGGGUUGCACACACUUUGGCUGGCGUGGAAAACGCCGCCGUGAGUGCGCACGUACAAGUGUUCGUCUCUCCCGGGUGUGUGCCAGAGGCGGGACCGCUGGGUUCUGUGGGGACUCCGUGUUUAACCGUUCUUGAGGAACUGUCAGGCUGUUCUCAGAAGCAGUGGUGCCGUUUUACCGUCUCAGAUAAGGGCAGUGGUGGCUUCCCCUUCCCACACCCAAGGCGGCCCCGGGCCCGGGCCCUGUGAGUUCUGAUCUGGUUUCGUCUGGGUCCGCUGCAGCCACAGGGCCCAAGUGGUGACCGUGCUGGCUGACAGUCUCUCCCGUUGGACGCUGUUCGACAUCGUAACUGUGAGCUCCUGAGGGCCCCCCAGAUCUCCCCCCACCCUGCACCAUCACCCUUCCUGCCCCCAUCGCUUCUCUUCCCAAGUGUCCGGCCUCCUCUGCCGGCGCCUGGUACGGUUCUCCGGGGCGCGGCCUCGUCCCGCUGCGUUCACAGACCUCUUCCGUACCCACGUCCCCCGCCUUCCACACCCACCCCCACUGCGUCCCUUGUCGCCCAGAGGCCUGGAGAAGGGAACCGGGCACGAGAGCACGCGAUGCUGCUCUGCCCCUGUGCUCGCAGGAGUGAACCCCCUUUCCAGUCCCCUUUUCCGGGAAGAAGCCCCGAGCCCAGAGCGGAGCGCAGAACCGGAGGUGCGGUUUGCCAGGGGGCAGGCAGGUGCGCUUCGGGUUGAGGCGGGAGAGCGUUAACUCCAGCACCGUCUUGCCGGCUCUGUGGCCCAGGCUGGUUGCCGAACCUCUCGAUCCUCAGUGUCCUGGCUUUGGGAUUCGUUGGAGGUUGCUGAUGCCUACUUCACAGGGUCGUUUGUGAGAGUUAAACGUGGCAAGCUGUAAGCGUGGCACGGCCAGUGCCCGGUUAACCGAAGUUAGUGUCUCUGGGCCACAGUAUCCAUGGCAGGAGAGACCACAUCACAUCCGGCCGUGCCCACCUCGUAGCCCUGGUCUGGCAUGUUGUAGCUUCCAUAGCUGUAAGGAAGACAAGGCAAUGAGAGAGAGGGUUGGAAGCACAGAGGUUCUCCAGGGAUUCGAGAGAGGAGCCUUCGUGUCCUUCAACACAGUUUGAGCCCCAGAGCCCGUUAGACCCAGGCUGACUUCCGCCCUGGCUGUGGAGUGGGGGGCGGGGAGGGGCAGCCUCGCGCAAGCUCUGCCCCCACUGGCCCUUCCAGAGCCCUAGACAGGAAGCCCUUCCUCCCAGGAAGCCCCUGAGCCUUGUGGAGCCCAGUGUGGAAAGCACAGAUCUUUUCAUCCAUCUGCUUGUGGAAAUUCUCACAAGAUGAUCAUCCCCAGGGCAGGCCAGCGUGUAGGAAGCGGGCACUGACAGUUUUGCCAGGAAGGCAACCUGGGAUUCACUUUUGGGAAAAUAACCUGGCAGAAGCAACUGGAAUUUAGAAUGCUCAUGCCCCUUGACUCGGUUGUUCUGCUUUUGGGAGAACAUAAACAUAAGGAAGGCCCAGAAUGUUAGACUGUUUGUGGAAAUGCCGGGAAAACACCCUGACUGUCCACCAGCAGGGGAUGGUUGACUUCAUAAUGAUCUGUCCCGUCUAUGAAACAUGGACCCGUCAAAAGAAUGAGGCACGUAUGUCUGUGCUCACCUGAAGAGAUAUUCGUGAUGUUGUCAUUAAAUGAAAAAUUUUCCAAAGUAA